Molecule: messenger RNA, 804 nt
Organism: Chaetura pelagica (chimney swift)
Lineage: Eukaryota; Metazoa; Chordata; Aves; Apodiformes; Apodidae
Gene: GASK1A
Product: family with sequence similarity 198, member A
Exons: 5
Coding region: 1-804 (267 amino acids)
Cellular component (GO): Golgi apparatus
Source: RefSeq, a predicted model, not a curated record
AUGGGGCUGAAGCCCCCCGCCCCGGCGGCCCUUGGGGUGCUGCUGGCCCUGCUGGCCCUGCUGGCCCUGGCCCACCUGCCCCCGCCGCCAGAGCGGUCCCCACCAGCAUCGUCCCCUUUGGGCCGCUGGCAGGAGGCGCCCUACAGCUACACCGACGGCUCCCCGCGGCCCGUCGUCUGGUGGGAGCCUGACCUGCAGCACCUGCAGGAUGCCAACAACGACCAGAACUCCUGCGCCCUGGGGUGGGUGCAGUACCAGGAGAUGCUGCAGUCCCGCGGGCCCAGGCCAGCGGCCGGGGACGCUCCCUGCUCCAGCAUCCUGCCCGGCGAGUGGAGCCGGCUGGCCCUCUUUGACUUUCUCCUCCAGGUUCAUGACCGCCUGGACCGCUACUGCUGUGGGUUUCAGCCUGAUCCCUCUGAGCCCUGCGUGGAGGAGAUGCUCCACGAGAAGUGCCGAAACCCAGCGGAGCUGGUCUUGGUCCACAUCCUGGUGAGGAAGAGCAUGCCGUCCCACCUGGUCUUCAUCGACAACGCAGGCAGGCCACAACACCCUGAGGGGAAGCUCAACUUCAGGCUCCUGCAAGGCAUAGACAGCUUCCCGGAGGCAGCAGUGGCCACGCUGCGGUCAGGCAGGUUGCAGAGCCUUCUGCUGGAGUCCCUGCGCCUGGAUCAGGAGCUGUGGGAGAGCCAGGGUGGUGCUGAGGGCCUGAGGCCCCUUCUUCGGACCAUUGACAGGCGGGCACAAGUCCUGCUGCAGCACAUCCAGGAGCACAACCUGACCGUGUUCAGGGACUCGCUGAGCUGA